AGCUGGGCACAUCCGCGUUAGGACUCGGAGACACGCCUUCUUCUCACACAAACCUUCCUGAUCCGAGUCGCCUCGGCGGACUCCCAGGGGUGGUGCUACCAGCCCUGCCACUUGCAGUCCUGACUGGCAGGGGCUGGGGACCGCCUGGCUUUGGAUCGACCCGGAGCCACAGGUUGGAAAAAGAAGGAGCCUUCCCCAUGCCUGUCGCCCUGUGAAGCAGACCGUGCGUGGUGGCUGGUGGUGAAGCCCGGAGUCCCAGGGCUCGGGAAGGGAAGGAGACGUCUCUGAAAUCUGACACCAGCCCUCUCGGCGCGGAAACUUCGCAGGCUGGUCUUUAACUGAAGAAUAGCAUCUGAAGAUACUAUUAUUACAAAUCAUGCAAGAAUUAUUCUCCAUUUGACUUAAUACACUGCAAAUUGAACAAGAAACCAACAUUUUUCUCUUCAUCUCAUCAUGCCCACCAACACCAUCACUAUGACCGAUGGGGACUAUGAUUAUCUGAUUAAACUCCUGGCCCUUGGAGAUUCAGGGGUGGGGAAGACGACAUUUCUUUAUAGAUACACAGAUAAUAAAUUCAACCCUAAAUUCAUCACUACAGUAGGAAUAGAUUUUCGGGAAAAGCGUGUGGUUUACAACACACAAGGACCAAAUGGAUCUUCUGGGAAAGCAUUCAAGGUGCAUCUGCAGCUUUGGGACACUGCAGGACAAGAGCGGUUCCGGAGCCUCACCACCGCCUUUUUCAGAGACGCCAUGGGCUUCUUGUUAAUGUUUGAUCUCACCAGUCAACAGAGCUUCUUAAAUGUCAGAAACUGGAUGAGCCAACUGCAAGCAAAUGCUUACUGUGAAAAUCCAGAUAUAGUAUUAAUUGGCAACAAGGCAGACCUGCCAGACCAGAGGGAAGUCAAUGAACGGCAAGCCCGAGACCUGGCGGAAAAAUACGGCAUACCAUAUUUUGAAACGAGUGCAGCGACUGGACAGAACGUAGAGAAAUCUGUGGAAACCCUUCUGGACUUAAUAAUGAAGCGAAUGGAACAGUGUGUAGAGAAGACACAAGCCCCUGAUGCUGUCAACGGUGGAAAUUCUGGAAAGCUAGAUGGGGAAAAGCCCACAGAGAAGAAAUGUGCCUGCUAGACUCUACCUAGGGACUGACAAUCAAGAACCCCACCCAAAUAUUCCUCCCCAAAGCAAUGAUAAGCUGCACAAUCAUUGUCGAGUAGACCAUGGACAAUGGCAUGUCUUUCUUUUUCUCCCAGAGUAUCUAUUUUAAGAAAUCAGAGUAGUCAACAGUGUUCAAACAAAUUAACCAAUUGUCCUGGAGGCCCUUCCAAACAAAAAUCAAAGAUUUUUAAAGGUGAUCUCACCAUCAUGGAUGCUCGAUUUGUUUUUAAUAAAGAAGUUGAGCCUAUAAGAGAAAAUAUAAGAAAGAAAUGUUGGUGAGUUUUAAAUGAGAACAAACAGCGCCUUUUCACAUUGGAGAAGGGGGGACAACUUAAAGGAGAAUGUGGAAAGUUGACUCUUUUAAAAAGAUUGUAUUUACUUCUCGUACAGAAUCUGAUAACCUAGUUCCACAUUUGCACUGGGGAAAAUAUAAUAGCAACAAUGGAUAUACAAUGAAGAAUUCUAUAUAGCUCAUAAAGAAUGACAUUACUGUGCAUACCCACUAAACUACACCAGAAUGCGCAAGUACUGCUAGCGUUGUGAGAGGGUGAUGGUCACAUUUCUGCUAAAAUAAGGAGAUUGUGAACAAUGUCAUUUUUAUAUUCCUAACAAGUGGCAGAUAGAUCACAGCAGAACCAUGAAUGACAGAGUAGAAGAGAAAUGCCUGAAGGAGAAAGGAAAAUGUGGGGAACAUGGCAUUUGAACAGCUGAGAUUAAUUGUAUCUGUUGCAGAUGCCUGGAAGAGUUACUUAGCCAAAUUUCUCUCAAGCCAAUUAGAAGCUGACAUUAUCCUUUGGGAUUAGGAGAGUCUCCAGAGGUUUCCAUUUGAAACAAAAUUUUAGGAAUCCAUUCAGGUGGUGUUCAACCUCACAUUUCAUUUUUCAUAGCAUAUGUUGAUAGUCACAAGGAGAAAUAAACUAUUGCUGUUUACUCAAUAUCUCUCUUAAAAAUGUAGUCUAGAAAAUCUAUCUAAUCCUAAAAAUUUUUUAAAGAUAAAAUAUGAAAACAAAAGUGACUCUCAAUUGUGGGUUUCCUUUGUUUACAAAAUCUGGGAAACUCUAAAUCACAUUUCUUCCCUCCAUGCUGGCUUUGAAUCCAUUGCAGUAAUACAAAUGUGUCAUUUGUAGAUUAGCAACUUCAGAAUAAUGAUGGGAUCAAUUCUGGGGUCACUCUGAAUUUUCAAAUUAUUAAUCACACAGAAAUUGAUGAUAUCUCUUAUUAAAUUUUUUUUUAAAUUUUGCCUAAGGCAAAAGAACAUCUAUGGUUGAGCUGUCUUUGAGGGGUGACCAAGAAUGGAGCUAUAUCUUAUCUCACCAAAAAUAUGGUCAGUUGUUCUAUUUUUUCACCUAAGUUGUCUUUUCUUUAUAAAUAUGGUCAUAAAAGUAUUUUUCAUUGGCCAGUUCUUAACGGUGUCUAAGCUAAUAUUACAUCAUUUUUUUUACCUUUGUUUCUGAUAACCAUUCCUAUAGCAACAUUAAGAAUCUUAUCAAUAACAAAGGCAAUGUAAUUCAAAUGUUCUCUUUCUGAGUAUAUGGCUUUUUGACAGCAUAGUUCCUCUACGUAUAAUUUUUUUCCACCCACACCUAGUUUUUUCCAUACUUUAUGCAUAUUUACUUUGUUAAAUCAAAUACAUUAGAGACAAAAUCCCAGCCCCUCCCUCCCAGUUUCAUAAGCACAGGCAGAUCCAAGGGACCGUCUGUUUAUAAGGUUCACGGGAUGGUCUAGACCCAGAAAUGUGCCACAGGUCAGAACAAUCUGGAAGCUUUGAUGGGACCAGUCCCCAUGUUGCUCUCUGACCUCUGGAGUGCGCCCCCAGCUUCUAAGAUGGAUCAUGGUGUUUUCUCUGGAGUGUUCUUCAAGAUCUCAAUGCCUGUACCACAAAGAUAGAAAAUUAUUAUCAAAAUUUAAGAUAUUUCUUCUGGAAAGAAAGUGGAGAGGAAUGAUAAAAACCACUGCUAUGGCAAAGUUUGGCGAACUUUUGUGGUCAUGAUAAUAAUUUCUUCUUUGGAUUCAAAUUGUGAUGUCCCCUGCAUUUCCCUAAUAGGGAGUGUUUGGUCUCUAUAAAAUGCCAAAGCAAUUAUUUUGUUUUGAUACAUCUUUUAGUUCCUCUUCAUUUUCCAGUUACAUGAUUGAUUUACUUAUGCCAAGAUUCUGUCACUGUCAGUUAUUUAAUGAGUAUUUUUUUUCAGGGUCUUUUUUAAUAUAAUUAUUUGAUAGUUGUAGCGUGAAGCAGAAGGUGAUGGUGCCUGUAAUUAUAGAACUAUGCUUGUAAAAAUAACAGUUAUUGGGUAACAAUCUCAACAGGAAUGAAAUUUUAAGAUUGGCCAAAAAAAUGAACAUAUUAUUCUACUUACAAAUAAAAAACUUGCCUAAAAAAUAUUUUCUCAGGAAAAUUUGACACCUGACCCCAAAUCUCUGUAAUCCAUUGUUAGAAUUUUCCUCUGUCAUUAUAUCAGGAUUAAUAGCUCUGUAUUAAUUCAUUUUAUAAUUUCAAACUGAUCUGAUACCAUGAGUAUAGAAUUUCAUAUUAUUUAUCCCAGAACAACAUAUAUUUUUAGCCACGAUGUGUCCUGUUACUAAUUAUCUCCCAGAUGCUUUAGUAAACCAUACUAUAUUUUGGAGACAUAUUUUAAAAGUACAUGAAACUCCUUCCUGAUACAGAAUUCACUUCUGGAGUUUACACUGGUUUGAUGUUUACAUUUCCCUAACUCAGUGCCUAAGAUACCUUUGUGACCAAAUUCAUCUCCAGCCACAUAGCUCACUUCCUCUAAGCUUAUGUUUUAGGAGGACUUCACAGAGACAGACCCCACACAGCUAAAGGUCUUCUGAGAUCUUCAGCAAAAGAUUCAAGGACUUCUUGGUAUCAGGUGAUAAUCACCCCUUUCUCUUAAUUUCCUAGCUUACUUCUCAUGGAUGGGAAUUCCUUGAGACUCUUGAAUGUGAUUAGGUACAAGGCUAUCCUUUCAUGUAAAAACAGGUCUUUUGAAAAAUGUACCAAAAAGAGUUGAGAAAAUGUAAUGUUUGCCUUGAUCAGCUGAUGGAAGCCAGUCAUGAAUUAGCAAAGAAAAUGCUGAAUGUUGGGAGCUGCAUUUGUGUCUCUUUCCCUAAGAGUAUUCAAAUUUAUAAUUUAUCUCUCCAGCCAGUUGUGCUAUCACGUCCAUAUUAUCAGCUAUCACACCACAAAAAAACUUCAAAACCAGCAUUUUCUAGUACUUUAUCUGUUAUUUUUAACCAGAUGGGCCAUUCUGUGUCUCAGUCUUUGUCUUGCACCUACAAUAAGUUCUUGUUUGUCCAUCUCUUUUUCAACAGAUAAGAUGAACUGGAUCAGCCUUAUUUUGCUCCCUUGAUAGGAAAGAGAAGCUUGACUAUAAGGAAAGAUACAUUAAAUAUUAAUUCAAGAGCAGCCACAAUACAAAGUUCUUUAACUUUACUAAUAAAGUAUUAAGCUGCACGUUGAGUGUGCUGGGACUCAACAAAUGUGACGGAGCCCACGUCUCUUCUUGUUGCCAAUGAGCGAGUACAGAUGUUAGGGUCUACACGGUGCACGGGUGAAGUGAACGAGGAGGCAUAGGUGUGACCCAGAAUCUUGUCCCAUGAAACAAGUUCACUCCCCAUUCCUGCUUCUCUGCUCACUUAAGGAUGUGCAGGCUUUCCUAGUGGUGUAUCACACCAGAAAUUUGAGCAAAUAUCCUCCUACCUAAGGAUUUAGAGUUAUACUCUCAAACUCAAACUAUCAAAAAUAAUUUUCCAAGUCUCUGGAUUCCUAAAAUGCAUAAUAACUCUAAAAGGGAGAUUUGAAAGCUGUGAUGUUAGCCAAAGUGUUAGAAGAGUUCUUUCACCUUCUAUCGCCAUGCUUUAUAGCAUUAGAGGAAGUCUAGGUGUUUGCAUCUUUUAGAGGAAAUAUGAGCUAUAUCAUAUUUAAAGAUGUCAAGAUACUGUCUGUAUUUGAAAAGGUUGUCUAAAAAUCUUCCAUAAGUUAUAUUUUCUUGAUUUUUUGAGAUAUCGGCUUAUUUCUGGGAGAGUGCUGAGCUCUUAAACAUGAAAGUGGAUGUAGAAUAUUCUCUGCAUGUGGGCUCAGUGCUUUAUAAAUCUCUGAAGCUGCUUAUCUCAUAAUGUAGAGCUUUAGAUAAAAAUUGUUAUAUAUACAUAGGAGAUUUUAUAAAAUUUUUGCCUUUGAAUUCUUGGGUAGAGACCCAACCACAAUGAUAUUGGUGAAUAAGAACUAGGAAGAACAACAACAA
Sciurus carolinensis (gray squirrel) is the source of this 5399-nucleotide messenger RNA. RefSeq names its product RAB27B, member RAS oncogene family (gene Rab27b). The coding region runs from base 454 to 1131 and encodes 225 amino acids. The record is from RefSeq and is a predicted model, not a curated record. Gene Ontology annotation, cellular component: secretory granule; melanosome. Lineage: Eukaryota; Metazoa; Chordata; Mammalia; Rodentia; Sciuridae. The transcript is spliced from 7 exons. Gene Ontology annotation, biological process: positive regulation of exocytosis; melanosome transport. Gene Ontology annotation, molecular function: GTP binding; GTPase activity.